Messenger RNA from Leishmania braziliensis MHOM/BR/75/M2904, 2265 nucleotides. RefSeq lists its product as hypothetical. Lineage: Eukaryota; Euglenozoa; Kinetoplastea; Trypanosomatida; Trypanosomatidae. The record is from RefSeq and is a predicted model, not a curated record. Bases 1 to 2265 code for a protein of 754 amino acids. The transcript has a single exon.
AUGAAGGCACUGCGCCUCCACCACUACAGCGGCCGAGAGGCCGAGGAGCGCUAUAAUCUCGCAGCUCCUCGCAACCUAUUCUUCCAGCGCAUACCGACAGUUGACAGCGGCGACCCGGUGGCCAAGAUGGAGGAGAUCCGCAAUUACGUUCACAACACGAUGGAGAUGUUCGAGAGGGUCUUUGACUCCCUUCCAUAUGAGGAGUCCUUUCUUGUGCCGCCCAUUCACAAACUCCGCCAUCCCAUGAUCUUCUACUACGGUCACACUGCAUGCUUCUAUAUCAAUAAGCUCUGCGUGGCUGGCUUGACGGAGCGCAUCAACCCGAUCCUCGAGAAUAUGUGCGCCAUCGGCGUCGACGAAAUGAGCUGGGAUGAUUUGAAUGAGGCGCACUACUCCUGGCCCAGCGUGGAGGAGGUGUGCGAGUACCGCCGCCAGGUUCGCGACCGCAUUGACCACCUCAUGUCGAGCGGCAAGUUUCCCCUUGAGAUGCCUCUGACACUGGCAAACAGCACCAAGAGUGAUGCCAACCUCUUCUGGUGGGUGAUGCUGAUGUGCGCCGAGCAUGAGCGCAUUCACUUCGAGACGGUUUCCGUGCACGUCCGCGAGCUGCCAAUGAAAUACGUUACUACCGCCAUGUCUGACGUCUGGCGGCGCUGUUCCGAUGCGAGCACUCAGGCCCCAAUCAACGACCUCGUGCCCAUUGCGGGUGGCAAAGUACAGGUCGGCCGUACGCCAGACUCGCGUCUGUACGGCUGGGACUGCGACUACGCGAAUGGACACAACAUCGUGGAGGUGGCGCCGUUCAAGGCGAGCAAGUAUAUUGUCUCCAACGCUGAGUUUUUUUCGUUUAUGAAGGCGGGAGGGUACCAUGUGCAGCGCUACUGGGACGAGGAGGGCUGGAAGUGGGUGCAGUGGAAGAAACCGGAACACCCGUGGUUCUGGGUACGCGACGAGGCCCGCUCAAGUGGCUUCGCGCUGCGUCUUCAGACGGAGCUGAUCGACCUGCCGUGGAACUGGCCGUGCGAGCUCAACAACCUCGAGGCUCAUGCCUUCUGCUCCUUCAAGAGUGAGCAGCUAGGCAAGAAGGUUCGCAUGCUGACUGAGGCGGAGUGGACGUUGCUGUUUGACCGAUACAUUGGCAAGGACCAGCCAGAGUGGGGUGAGAGGGCGCCCGGCAACAUCAGCCUUGAGCACUACCAGAGCAGCUGCCCUGUUGACAAGUUCCAGCACGGCGACCUGUACGAUGUGAUCGGGAACGUGUGGCAGCACUGCGAGUGCUUCGUCUAUCCCUACCCCGGAUAUCGGGUUCACCCCCUUUACGACGACUUCUCUCUUCCAACGUUCGAUGGCCGGCACACAUGCAUGAAGGGUGGCACGUGGGCGAGCUCCGGCAAUAUGGCCACACGCGACGCCCGCUUUGCCUUUCGCCGCCACUUUUUCCAGUACAUUGGCUUGCGCUACGUGGAAGGACCCGAGGUACAGGAGCUCCAAGGCAAGUGUACUGGUUUCGGUCUUGAUCCCGAGGUCGAUAUUAUCACCGACACAUGCUUCCGCGACUCUUUCCAGGGCUUGCCAAACGGCUGUGUUGCGAUCGCCGAUCACGCCAAGCGGAUGUUCGCAGAGCAUGCCACGGUGCCGGCGGUGAGGGCAAUGGACAUUGCCUGUGGCGGUGGUCGUGUCACAUUCGAGUUAACAACAGCAUUUCAACAGGUCAUUGGCGUCGACUAUACAGCACGGCGUCUUGUUCCUGCAUUCGCCAUUCGCGAGCGUGGCGACUGCCAGUACAGCGUCGAGAACUCUACCAACGGUGAGCGCACUGCUCGUUAUGUGAACAGCAAUAACUUCCCGUGGGGGCCAACCCGCGAGUGUGCUACGUUCUUCCAGGCCGACCCCACAAACCUGCAUACCCAUCUUUCCGACUUCUCGUUGGUGGUGUGCUGGAAUUGCCUGGAGCGCAGCUAUCACCCAAGUGCCAUUCCCGCACAUCUGCUCGGUCGUGUGGUAAAGGGUGGUUUGCUCGUGAUCGGUGGCGACUACCAAUGGGACAACAUCAAGAAGGACACUGGCACACAGGACAACACGUACUUGACAGAUUGCCUGGUUACGAGCAAGGGCAACCUUCAAGAAGAGAUCUUCCGCCUGCUAGGCGGCAGUGACGCGGUAGAGCAGGUGGGCGAGGUGGCUUCCAUCCCGGUGGCCUUCCCGACUGCGGAAGGCACGGCCGACAUCCGCGUCAUGAAGCUCGCAACGUACCGCAAGAAGUAG